CAACGAAAGCGAAAUGGCGACUGCGACGUGAGGCAGUCAGGCGUGUGUGCUGCCUGCGUGCGCCGCUAAUCUGCGUACCGCCGCCCGUGUACGGAUACCCGCUGUCGUGCAUCUCGCCGUGCGCGCCGCCUAGACGGAUUUCGCUCAUCCAACAAGUGGCGCUCUCCUCGAUAUUCUGGUUUCCCGUGGUGGCAGAACACCAGUGGCGGCUACGUUGCAAGUCCGAGUGGUCGAUUUGAGGACACUGUUCGUGGCGGUCUGUCCUGGCCACGUAAUCGGCCACUGCUGCGCUAUCGGGGGCAUCGCGUAGUGAAGCCGAGCCCAGCUGGACCAUGCUGAGCACAACGGGAUGGUUCGACGCGUUCCGCGAGAACGGCGGACCGACGCUGUACACGAGCGACAACCGGACCGCGGUGAGCGCCGACCGCGCCGAAGUGCUCGUGUACCUGGCCUUCUUCACGCUGCUUGCGGCAUUCCUCGCCAUUGUGCCGGGAAUACGCAAGGAGCGCGCCGUCACCGUCGUCACCGUGGUGUUCAGCCUCUUCGUGGGCGCUUCCAUACUGAUCAGCGUGCACGGAUCACGCUGGCACGUCGGCCAGGGCCGGACGCACACCUACUACCGGUCCUUCUCGACGGAACGGCUUCCUGCGGUGCUGGGCGUACACGUCGGUCUGUACUCGGUGAACGUGACGUACGUGGUCGAAGCCGGAAGUAACGGCAGUGCCGACAUUCGCUUCAACGAAGAGUUCGCGUGGCCCAAGCCAACUUCGCUGCGCAAGGAGUACCACGAGGCGCUUGUCAAAGGCCUGCCUUUCCCCAUCCUCACGGUGUUGGACUACCUGAGUCAGCCAUCGUACUGGACGCAGGACGCCGGCGGCUUCCAGUGGGGGCGCAUGUACCGGCGCGCGGGCGACUGGACGCAGCUGUUCCUGUGGGCCGCGUUCGCCGCGUGGCUGCUCGCCGACGUGCUGCUGUGCGCCGUGCCCCGCUACGGCGCCUACUGCACGCAGCUCGCCGGCGCCCUCAUGGUGCUCUCGGCCGUCGUGUACGGGAGCCUGCUGCCGGACAUGCCGCUCGUCAUUCCGCUCGAGGGACACUUCCUGCGACUGUCGCUCGGAUGGAACUACUGGCUGGUGCUGGUCGUCGGUAUCAUGGCAAUCAUUUUUGGAGGGUCCAUGGCCGUGGUAGACGUCCUUUACCCGAGCAAGUUCCCUACAAUCUUGGAGGUGGACUACGACACGCCUUACCGCUACUUCGUCGCGCAAGGCAACCAAAGCAGUCGUAACACGAGCGCCGCUAACAGCACGGCGAACACGCCCGUGCCAUUACCAAAGUACCAAAAGAUGGGACACAGCGAUGAUUACAGCGGACCUUCUUCGAGUGGCCUGAACCAACUUGGAAGCGAAGAUGGCGACUCCAUCACGCACAUAAUCGAUGACACAGAGGAUGGCAUUGACAACGCCGCCUUCGAGCAGGAGAGCGACGACGGCUGUGUCAUCGUAGAUGGCAAGCGCGCUGUGACGCUCCAGGACUUCGGCAAGUUCGCCGACUCCAACCGGGCUCAAAGCCCCGCAGGAUCCCGGGCCGGUUCUGUGGCAGCUAAGAGACGCGUUCUCGGCUCUAGCAUCGGAUUCAACGUGAAGGACGUCACCAUCGACAUGCACAGUGACUCGUCCAAGUGGUGACAUCUUUUGCUGCACGAGGAUCGGUGUUUCAGGAACUGUGUCGUUGGGGCGCAGCACACGAGAUAAGUCGCCCGCCACAUGUGCAGUGUGCGUAGGUGCUGCCUAGUCGAACAACGCUGCGAACAUGCGAAUGAUUUUGUGCGCGAUCGCGCCACAAGGUGCGAGUAGAUUUGGGGCUUUUGUUGUGCCUCGAAGCAAAGCUUUAUUUCUGCGUGCUGCGUUGCCGAGAUAUCUCUUCCGGUACGUUUUACGUGGACAAGAGAAAGACUAGAGAAAUAGUUCGCUUCGUUUCUUGGCGAAAUGAAAUGAGUCACUUAGGACAUUCAAUAGUCUGAAACAAUUCUUGCAUGGUGUGACUUAAUAUUGAACAUCGGCGUGUCUGUUCGAUCCUAUAUAGCAAGCGCGUAGAGUUAUGAUCACUUGAAUUGCCGGCGACCAUCAAGCUUCUUUCUUCUUUUCUUCAGAUGCCGAAAGUAUAAUAGCUCAUCCUGAGAAUAAUCACCCUAUCAAAAGUGCCAUUUUCCCCCAAAAGCUUCAUAUGAUUUAAAACAUUGUUGUAGAGGCGUAAGUACCCGCUUAAAGCAAUUGCUGUAAAUGAGGCCACAUGCCAAGAAUGGAACAUUCGCCGUUCUUGAGUGUCUUAAAUGUUCAAGUAUGACAGGCGCUGACUGCCUUUGAGAAUGAAAACCUGGGAAUUCAGCUACAGUUUAGCUAGCUUCCAGUUCAUCGGUUGCUCACAGUUGUUUGGGCAGCAGUGAUAAACUAUACUGCCUUGAGUACAAGGUACUAUAAGGUACGUUUUAGUGCCAAACGCUCUUGCUGAAAGGUGCAUUUAGCACCUUUGUGCUAAAUGAUCACAAAUGAUCAAUGUUUGAUUUGAAAUGGAAAUAUUUAGACAACUCAAAAGAAAGUUGACUAAACUAUUGUAUGAGAUCUUUGUCAUUCUUUGGAAGAUCACUGCGUGAACCCUAGCGUGGACUUCAUACAUUUACUUUCCAUGCAAAGCGGCUUUCUAGACACAAGUUAUGAGGCCAUAUCCGCCAAAAAUUGUACAAGUGUCCGGAAAAUCGCGCGUCUUUCUUGCAGGUGAAUGCUAACGGCACUUGCUAACGGGCAUAUAUCAUUUGUCAUUUUAUGCAUAUGCUAACGGGCAUAUGUAUAAAAUGACAAGUUUGCAAUGGAGCAGCUCAAAACGAUCACUUCUUAGAUUUAACAAGUUGAAAGGCUCUUUAUUAUUUUGGAUGUGAAGCUUGCGGAUAGGUUGGUAAUGUUGAGUAGCUCUGCUAGAUUUGAGUAAAUGAAAGGUUCGAUGCACAUUUUCCCAUUUUCCCACCUGCCCAAUCGUAAGGAAACUUGAAACAAUGCUGAUGUGAUGAUCUUUCAAGAGAUUAUUGCUCUGAUUAAUGAUGCCUCCUAAUAUGUAAACCAUUAAUGUUUUAGAAACACUUACAAACUCAACUUUGUUACAGCACAGCAAAGGAACAGCUUUGUGUAAGUUCGCCGCCGCUUUGUCCUCCUUUUUUUUCUUUUGUAGUUUUUGCAAGGUAUGGUUGCUUGCCUACAAGGAAGUUGUACAGUUUCACGUUGUUCGUGGAAGUGACCCGUACUUUCAUUUAAAUUUGAAGCAUCAUUGCAGUGUUUCAAUUUCCAUUCCUCAUAUCCAUUUUCAUUGUUCUGUUACAUUUUGGUAGUAAUUACAUGGUAUUUUUUAUCGUGUGUUGUGUAAGCAACCAUGGUUUGUGCGUGUAUGUUAUUUAUUGCUGGCAUUCGAGGGCCCGUCUUCACUUGACGCCCGUUGUUUACGAGGUAAACAUAUUGUUAUGUAAAAAAUGGCCGCCAGAAUUAGUGUGUGAUAAAUGACUCUAGUCUCCAUUGUGUUUGAGAUACCCUUGUCAUAGAGGAAAACCCAGCGGUAUUACGAGUGAUCACACUUGCGCUAAACGAGCCAUGCUUUGUUGCUAUACUAAAAAGGAAGCGCCAUGCUGUCAGUCGCCGUAGGACAUGCUCCGCCUCUGACAACAAAUAGCGGCUGUUGUUGCUGAACCUUUCUUCUGGAAUGCGCGGUCCGUCUAGAAGCAAUCGAGCUGGUUACCAGAAGCUGGUACAUAUGCCGCCACCAAGGCAAUUCUGCCGCCUUGCAAACAAGGUUCUGCAUAGGACGGUUUUUUUCUCGCAAAUGAUGUCGUUGAGUAGUUUUUCCUUGAAUGCGGAAGCGAGUGUGACAAGGGUAUUGGUUUUUCAACCUUUACGACUGUGGUCGCGUUUUGUUUUGGAUGUCAUUUUUGCAUGUUUUCUGUUAAUUGUCAAUAAAGUUCCAACGAUGUUUUAAUAUGC
Messenger RNA from Dermacentor silvarum, 4019 nucleotides. RefSeq names its product dual oxidase maturation factor 1. Lineage: Eukaryota; Metazoa; Arthropoda; Arachnida; Ixodida; Ixodidae. The transcript has 7 exons. Gene Ontology annotation, cellular component: endoplasmic reticulum membrane. The record is from RefSeq and is a predicted model, not a curated record. Bases 333 to 1685 code for a protein of 450 amino acids. Gene Ontology annotation, biological process: protein transport.